Molecule: messenger RNA, 1055 nt
Organism: Oncorhynchus nerka (sockeye salmon)
Lineage: Eukaryota; Metazoa; Chordata; Actinopteri; Salmoniformes; Salmonidae
Product: dystrophin-like
Exons: 8
Biological process (GO): actin cytoskeleton organization; muscle cell development
Cellular component (GO): cell projection; Z disc; plasma membrane
Molecular function (GO): actin filament binding
Source: RefSeq, a predicted model, not a curated record
ACUCCACGAGGUGUUGAUGGACCUUCAGCACCAGCAGUUGAAGCAGCUCACUGAUUGGUUGGAGCUGACAGAGGGGCGGAUCAAGCGGAUGGGGGCUCAGCCUAUGGGGCCAGACCUGGAGGAUGUUAAACACCAAGUAGAGGAACACAAACUGUUGCAGGAGGACCUAGAGUUGGAGCAGGUGCGUGUCAACUCUCUGACACACAUGGUGGUGGUGGUGGAUGAGAACAGUGGAGACAGCGCCACCGCUGCCCUGGAGGAGAAACUACAGCACCUGGGAGACCGGUGGGCAGCCAUCUGUAAGUGGACAGAGGAGCAUUGGGUUCUGCUACAGGAGAUCCUGCUCCAGUGGCAACACUUCACUGAGGAACAGUGUUCGUUUGACUCAUGGUUGACUCAGAAGGAGAAGUUGGUUCUGUCCAUCCAGAGCAGUGGCAUCAAGGAGCAGAGUGACAUGGUGGCCAACCUGAGAAGACUAGCGACGGUGAAGGGUGACCUGGAGAUGAAGAGACCGACCAUGGACAAGCUGUGUUCUCUGUGUCAGGACCUCGUCUCCUCAGUGAAGAACAAAGAGGUGGCUCAUAAGCUGGAAGCCAGGCUGGAAAGCUUCGCCCAACGCUGGGACAAACUGGUGCAGAGCCUGGAUAGGAGCAGCUCACAGAUCUCGCUGGCUGUAACCACGGUGCAGACCGCGCAGACGAAACUGACACACUCGGUGACGGCGAGCGUAUCCAAGGUGACGACGCGUGAGAAGGUGGUGGUGAAGAAUACUAAAGCAGCGCUGCCCUCUCCACCGCCCCAGAAGAAGAGACAGAUUGUUGUCGAAUCAGAGCUCAGGAAAAGGUUUGACAUGGAUUUCACUGAGCUGCACAGUUUCAUCACGCGCUCCAAGGCCAUCCUACAGAGCCCAGAGUUCUCCAUGUCCAGGAAGGAGGGCAGCGUACAGGAGCUCCAUGAUAAAGUCCUGGCGAUAGAGAGGGAGAGGCCAGAGAAGUUGCGGAAGCUUCAGGAAGCAACUCGUUCGGCACAGGCUUUGCUCGAUCAGCUGGCGAGCG